Molecule: messenger RNA, 3510 nt
Organism: Venustampulla echinocandica
Lineage: Eukaryota; Fungi; Ascomycota; Leotiomycetes; Helotiales; Pleuroascaceae
Exons: 6
Coding region: 1-3510 (1169 amino acids)
Biological process (GO): proteolysis
Molecular function (GO): serine-type endopeptidase activity
Source: RefSeq, a predicted model, not a curated record
AUGUGGGAAGCUUACCUCUUCGUUUUAGUCGGUGCCUUGGUUCUACCAACGGCUGGAAAUACUUCAUCACUCAUCACAAGAGCGCCUUUCCCCUUCAAUAACUCCACAGUUCACUCCAACUCUUCUACAUAUAACACCACUUCUGCGUUUGGUUCUGGUAUAGUUUCCAAUAUUCCAUCCAAUACGGCCCCUCUGGUUGCAAAUGACACCAUCAUAGCAAUAUCGACACUCGCCUUGUCUUCUUCGACUAGUCAUCCGCCCUAUGCAAACACCUCUUUCCCAAUUAUGGAUUCCACAACAUCCCCCUCCACAAUGGAACACCCAACAACUAGCAAGUCUGUUACCUCGCCUACGACGACCAGCUUAAUACAACUUUCUUUGGCAACAGGAAAGACCGAUGAGCCUCUGGCAGGGACGCCUACCACUGGGAUGUCAAGUCUCGCAACUUCGGACCAGGGAUCUACGCCAUCGACUCCAAGGUCUUCGCGUUCCGGAACACCAACAACGAGUUUCAUUGAUCCGCUUCCUCCCCUAUCCUAUUUCACAAUACCGCCACUGUCAUUUCAGAAUACAACUACUAGGCCGCCAUGGCUAAGCCAGCCCUCACUUUUAUCAAAUACUGGAACAACUCCACCAUUAGCUACGACCACAGCCGCAACAACUACUACGCCUGAUAAUGAAGAUGGGCUGCGUAUAAGUGCUCCUGAUUUUGAAGAAUUGGGCCUCUGGACUCCAACCCUGACGUCUGGAACCGUCACAGCAGCCGCUGUUACUUUCUCAUUCGAGCUUUUCUCCCACAAACAUCAGAAGACAUCGACGCACACAAAAGAUAAUACUGCGGCGCCGACGGCGGAUGCCUUGACAUUAUUCAAAGCCUUAAUACCUCAUAUGACGACCUCUGCCGAUAUAUUUGGUCACGCUGAGGAUGCCAUAAGCAGGCUUAACGAUGCUGUAUCCGAUGGCAGCUCAACUGAUUCCGGCAUAGCUACAGCAGGGUCUAGUAUGUUGAACCUUCUUGGGAAUGCCUUCUCUACUGGAGCUAGAGUUGGAAAGGCACUAGCAGACAUCGAACUCGAGGAGCUAGAUUCUGAAGGAAAUACCAUCAACCAGGGAAACCUCAUUAAUGUCGUUGACCAGAUACAAACAGAGCUGUACGAUUUGGGCCAGAUGAUCGGUAAAGUCGAGCCACUCAUAAAAGCGCAGCUGAACAAGAAAAAUGCCAAGUUUGUGCUCAAAGUGUUCUUUGGAGUCACGGCGGCGCGUGUCCUAAAGACCAACCUCCAGAAACUCGCCAAUUGGUCGUUCGACUCUCCCAAGGCACAUGAGAUACCAACUCCGACUACCAAGCCUACUGCGACAUCAGCAACAUCUUCAUCAUCAAGUUCGUCGUCUUCUGCCACAGAGACUCCCAAAGAGUACUGUAUUGUUACUCGACGAGGAACGACAAUCCCCCAAUAUGAAGCAUUCAUUAAAUCUCUGCCCGAUGCUGCCGAAGGCAGAAGAAUUGUAUACCCAAAUCUAGACUCUCAAGUUUAUACUACCGUUCUGAAUAGUUCCGAGGUCAAAAUCGUCCGAAAAAAUCCAAUUGUUUUUGGCGCUGCUAUCAACACAUCAGGGGCAGAAGAGGCUGACGAUGGUUAUGGUGUAAUCCCACGCCCCAAGCCAUCCGCAAUUCAAGAGAGGGGAACUGAAACGAACAGGGUGCGAGUACCGGAGAGCCCUGAUCAUCUCCGCCUAAUAUCACAAGGGCCCAAAAACGCACACGAUCGAGAAAGCAGAACGAUCCCAUUUGAACCCCUUCCCGAUUAUGUCCUAUCACCAAAGGCUGGGGAGGGCAUGACAAUUUAUGUGAUAGACUCUGGCAUAGACCCUGGACAUCCUGAACAUGCACGCUCAUAUGACCCGAACCACUUUUACUGUGUGCCAAACUCCCUUAUGAAACUGCCAGAGAGGGAUGCUAAAAUGGUCCCGUACAUUGCUGUUCCCGAUACUAUUAUGAAAGAUACUAGGGACCAUGGCCAAUGUGUCGCUUCUCUUGCAACAGGGAUUAUAAACGGUGUGGCCAAGAAAUCCCGCCUAGUUCCAGUCAGGCAUAGGAACACGAAGUAUCAAAUUACAGAAGAGGCCGUUCAGAAAUCUUGGAGAUAUGUUAUAAACGAGGUAGUUGCUACGAAUAAUGGAUUGAACGGACCCCCGCCACCACCUGGUUGGGCUGUUAUAAAUUACUCCAUAGGGUUUGGACGCCACAACGGAGUUUAUGGUUAUCCUAGUGGCGACUGGGCCGAGCGGAAGGACCACAUGCGAAUACUACUGGAAGAGUGCUGGGAGAAUGACAUUGUGACUGUUGUGGCAGCCGGUAAUGAGGGGAAUUCAGACGACUAUGACCUAUCACAGGACAUUCCUGCGUGCCUUGGGACAACCGCAAAUGCUCUAAUCACUGUCGGUGCCUCAGAUAUUAAUGGCCAGCAAUGGCAUCAGACAACCAGAGAUGCCGGUCUGGGCGGAUCUAUCUCAAUAUGGGCCCAAGGUGAUGACAUACAAUGCGCAGCCCUGGGAGACCAAGGGUUUCAACGCAAUAAGGGUACCUCGUUUGCUGCCCCCCAAAUUGCGGGACUUGCGGCAUACUUCAUGUCUCUAUCUCAGCAAGAGCUUCCGUGGACGCCUCAGAAGGAACAUCAGCCCCCCUAUCUUGAUGCGCCGAAUUUGCACACCAAAGGGAAAGUAUCGAAAGCAGUCAAGGAUUACCUUGUGGCCUUAAGCUAUCCUCGCAUACCCGGCGGUGUCAAUGUAGGAUAUAACGGCGCGGAAUACAAUACGUGUGAUGUUGUCCCUGGGACUUCGGUCGUCAAGCGGCAGCAGGGUGAAGAUUCUCUUCUCAAUCUUGACGAAUUUGGGUUCGAGCCAAUUCUCAACCGGCGGGACUCGUCGGCGUCGGUUUGUAGCCUGUCCUCAAGGUCCUCAGCCACCUCCUCGAGCUCCUGGACCACCUCCUGGGCCACCUCCUCGACUGCCUCCAGCUCCUCAUCCAGCAUCUCCAUAACCACAAUAGCCACCGCGACAACUUCAUUACCUCCAUGGAAAACUUCGGAUAGCCUUCGUGAAUGUCUCCUUGACCCCGAUUUUUCUAAAGUUAAUUCAUGCCUGCACUCCCUAGCGUCUGCAUACCCAGACUCUUCAUCGACAUCUUUUCCCAUUCCAUCACCAAGUCCAACCUCUCCAGGGGGACCCGACCCUCGGUGCAACGGACUAAUCAAAUGUAGCCACGACCCAGACCCGCCAUCUCCACCACCGACGUCUGCAUCUCCUCCUACGUCUGCUCUACCUCCAGAUAUUCCUCCUUCACCUACACCUGCUCCUCCUUCGCCUACACCUGAUCCUCCUUCACCUACACCUGCUCCUCCUACUCCUCCUGAUCCUCCUGCACCUCCGGCUCCCCCCGCUAAGCCUUCAACCUCGCCUACUCCUGAACCAGUUUGUUUAGGUUUUAAUAUUUUCCCAGGCUGCGGUUGA